UGGAAUUUCCAAUGUGAGGAGAGGAGAGGGGAGGGAGGACGUUGGCGCUGGGAGAUUUCUUGCCCAGGGGUGUUCCUGCCUGGCAAGCAAGAUGUGUACCUCGGGGUCUACCUCCUGAAUCAGUACCUGGAGACAAACAGCUUUCCCUCUGCGUUCCCCAUUAUGAUUCAGCAGAGCAUGAGAUUUGAAAAGGUAUUUGAAAGUGCAGUAGAUCCUGGAGCUGUAGUAGACCUUUUGGAAAGCUUCCUAACCAGGUUUGAAUUAAUACAGCUAGUUCCUCCAGUGUGGGAUGAGUUGGCCUACUAUGAAGAAAACACACGGGAUUUUCUUUUCCCAGAGCCCAAGCUAACACCUUCACACCCUAGGAGGUGUAGGGAGGUGCUCAUGAAGACAGCUCUAGGUUUUCCAGGCAUUGCUCCUAAAAUAGAGUUUUCUACAAGGACAGCCAUCAGAGAAUGUGUGUUUCUGCAUAGAAACAGAUUUCUUGAAGAAAGACAUAAGUCACGAAGGCCUUUAUCUACAUCACAUGAACCAGUAUUUCCCUUAAAUACUAUAAAGAUGAAACUAAAGGAGAAUAACCUCAACAGACUGCCCAAAGUCAUGCAAGCCCGGGCGCCCUCUCCAUAUUCUACCAGGCAUUUCUUCCAGGACCAGCCAGUUCAGUUGAACCUUGGAAAUAAUUUCAAAAUCUCUGGAGGAAGCAAGCCUCCAUUUGUUGUUAGACAUGUGGACAGUGCAAAGCCCUUUGGUGAGAAUAUUUCAGAGCAUCAUUUGAGGAGGUGUAGAAGAAAAUCUAAGUUUUCAGACUUUCCGUUUCCAAUGAGAAGAGCUUCUUCUCUUGACAGCCUUGCAGCUAACGUAAAGGUUAUCAGAGAGCCAGAUGAACGGAUUGUUUUAAGGAGAGACUCAUCAUCAUGUUUAGAUUCAAGUCAGUUUGGAAAGUCCUCAUCCAGUAAACAAGGGGAUGCUGAUUUCCACCGGAAAGCUUCAUUUGCCACCUCCCAGCAUUCCAGCUCUCCCGGACCCUUGGAUCAGCCCCUUCUCAGAGAAAGGUUCCAUCCUGGUUCUCAGUCCACAUGGAAGAAUAUCCAUGAGAGGGUAUGCAGUCUUCUGACAUCCCACAGAGCACAGCAGCACCAAAAUAAGGAAGAGUCUACCUCUGAAGUAAAUUAUAUCAUUGAAAGACCAAGCUACCCUCUGAAGAAAUACCCACUGCAUGAACAGAGAUAUUUUUAAGCUGCUGUCUUGUAUAAGGGAAAUUAAUGAAAGCUGAAGGAGGAUCAUAAAGAGCUCACUCACUGAGACAAUUGAAGCAUCCUUAAAGAAAUGAAUAAUUUUUGUUGUCUUUGUUGAGUCACUGAUGUCUAAUCCCCUUUAAACCAAAUGCUGUGCUCAGUCUUUUGUGCCCAGGUAAGAGUUGUUGAUUAAAAUGUUUGCUGUUUGGGGGCUCACAUUUUCUUGUCAAGCUGGAAAAUUUGUGUUUUUGCAUGUUUAUUUUGAACAUGAAAGAGAAAGCACUGUAGUUGGGUGGGAGAUGUUUAUCCAUUUGGAAAGCACUUCUUAGAAUUCUUAACAAAAAUGUCAAGAUGCCUUUUAAGGUAUUCUUCAUUUUUGACGGUGGAUGUGUUCUUGAAAACUUCUUUCUUUCUCUCUUCUUCCUUCUGAUCCCUUUCUCUCUCUCUCUUUCUCUCUCUCUCUCUUUCAUUAAUUAUAUAUGAGCUAGAGGAAGUUGCUAUUCACAGGAAUAACCUGAUAAAUCCUCCAGAAAAGACUGUCAACCUGACUUUCUCUUUUUGGUAUAUCCUUUUUUUGUUAUUGUUUAUAUCUUAGUGUUAGGCUUGAUUUACAUGAAGUCCACUAAAAACCUUGGAAAAGAGAGCAUUACAUCUGGAUAAUUCAAAUCUUGUUUUAAGUGUUGAAUUUCUGUAAUAAAUUUGUAAGAGGAGGCUAGCUCCUUUGGAGUGUAAACUGCUCCUUCUGUUUCCUACUCCUUUGUUCCAGCAAUUCUUUGUAAAUUUAGAUGAGGAACAAAACCUUCCUCAAAUAUCUCUCCAAAAGAACUACACAUUAAGUAAAUAGGUUCUACAGAUAGGACUGCCAAUGCCAGGUUUUAAAGUUAGUUAAGAAGGUGCAUUUAUGAAAUGCUUACACAGUGUGAGGGAGCAGGAAGAGGAAGGGGAUGGGAUAGGGAGACUAGAGGCACAUUUGUCUUCAUUGAUACAGACCCAGAGAAGAGGGGCCUGAAAAUGGAAACUUAUGUCCCUCCUUCACAGUAUAACCAUAGCAUUUUCCUCUACCAGCCCUACUAUAGUGUGAAUGUUUGUGUUCCCUCAAAAUUUGUAUGUUGAACUCCUAACCUCUAAGGACAUGGGGCCUUUUGGGAGGUGAUGAGGUUGUGAGGGUGGACCCCUCAUAAAUGAGAUUAGUGCCCUAUAAAUAGGCUCAAGGGAACUCAUUUGCCCCUUCCACUGGCGAGGAGACAGCAAGAAGGCGCCAUCUCUGAACCAGGAAGAGGGCCCUCACCAGAUUCUGAAUCUGCCGACAUUUUGAUCUUGGACUUCCCAGCUUCCAGAACUGUGAGAGAUAAAUUCCUGUUAUUUGUAAACUACCCAGUUCAUGACAUUUUGUUAUAGCAGCCUGAAUAGAGUAAGACACUACCCUAAAACUUGUUCAGUUUUUAGAAGAUUCAGUGAGAGGCAAGUUUUCUUUUCUCAUUGUGAUCAUAGGGAUUGGUUCAUUAGGUAAAUUAAGAAAAUGAAAUUAAAAAUUAGAAAAGGAACUCCAAAAACAAAAACAACAAAAUAAAAUUCAUUUAUCCUCUUCUCAGAAUUUCAGCCAAAUAAAGGUGUAUCCAAGUUGAACCUCCCAAUCUAAAAAUCUGAAAUCUGAAAUGCUCCAAAAUCUAAAACUUUUUGAGCACCAAUAUAACACCAUAAGUGAAAAAUUCCACAUCUGACCGCAUGUGGCAGGUUGCAGUCAAAUGCAUUUGAAACUUCGUUUCAUGCUUAAAAUUAUUUAAAAUCAUGUAUAAAAUUACCUUCAGGCUAUGUGUAUAAAGUGUAUAUAAAACAUAAAUGAAUUUCAUGUUGAGACUUGGGUCCUAUCCCCUAUCCUGAAGAUACUUCAUUGUGUUUAUGUAAAUAUUCCAAAAUACAAAAACAAAAACCAAAACCCAAGUUUAAAACACUUCUGGUCAGUCCCAAGCAUUAAAGAUAAGGGAGACUCAACCUGUAUCACAACCAGCAUUCCACCUUGGCAAGGCCGACAGCAAGCUUAAAUUACAUGUGCUAAUAUGUUCUCAGUCUCUCUGAAACUAUGGUUGUCAAUUUGUUAUUUUGAUGUUACCUCUAAGUAGUCAUCAAAAAUAAGAAAAUAUUGUGUUACAUUAAGGUUAUGCUAUAAGUCUCAGCUAAAGGAAGGCAGCCCUAAUGAAUUGGUAUCCCAUUUCAUUUAUUGUUAAAAUAUACACCAUGCAUUCAAUAUUCAGUGUUUUUUGAAAUGCUUUGAGCAUAACUCUUUAAUUUAAUAAGAUCUUAAAUACCCAUUCUUAUUUAAAGUCAUUUUUGGUUUUCACACUAAAUUAUACUUUUUUCCCUCUACUUUCUCAUUUAUUAACUCUAUUUCUUAAAUUAUUAUCAUUUUUACUUUUUGUUUCUCAAGGGGUUAUCUCAAUUUUGAGGAAUCAUGCUGGGGCAAGGAUUGCAGUUGAAGUAUUUUGCUUUUGGAGUAUAUAAUAGUAUGAAUAAUUUUGUGAUGUUUGGGGGUUUGGAUUACUUUGGGAAGAUCUGUGUCAUUAAACAUCAUAAAAA
Piliocolobus tephrosceles (Ugandan red Colobus) is the source of this 3809-nucleotide messenger RNA. It is a transcript of the gene SPATA6L, whose product is annotated as spermatogenesis associated 6 like. The record is from RefSeq and is a predicted model, not a curated record. Gene Ontology annotation, molecular function: myosin light chain binding. Bases 163 to 1236 code for a protein of 357 amino acids. NCBI's taxonomy places the organism in Eukaryota, Metazoa, Chordata, Mammalia, Primates, Cercopithecidae. Gene Ontology annotation, biological process: spermatogenesis. Gene Ontology annotation, cellular component: sperm head-tail coupling apparatus. The transcript has 13 exons.